UCCUAGCCUCCCGGGUACUAUUUUUCUUCCACGCUUUGUACACAACCAACCCUAAGCACAUUAGGAACAGCGUACGUUCUCUUUCAUCUGCCCGAUAAUCCGGGCGAACAAGAAUUCGUAGUUUUUCACGAAAAUGAGCGGCUAUUCACCCCUCAAGAAACCCAAAUUCGAGAGAGUAGAAAACACUAUUGAAGAGGUGGAGCCAUUAGAAGAACCAAAACCAGAACGAGAUGGAAAUAAUGAAACUAAGGAGCAGAUCAGGAAUGAGCAGGAAGAAGCUAUAAUCGCCCUCAUAGAGCAUCGCCAAAAAGAAGUUGAACACCUGAGCCAACGAAUUACCUACUAUAACUCCCAGCUUAACGAUGCAAAGAAAAGGUUGAAGGACAGCCAAAAUAAAUUGGCUAAUAUUCGAGGACACAACAUGAAAAACCAAACACAGUCUAGACCACAUCUUGCACCAUCUGCUGUCUUACCAAAUACUAAACCAACAAAGGCAACAGAAACUGUAAACAGAAUUUCCGAUGGUUCUGGAUCAGUGUCCGCCUCAAUGCUGCAUCACAGCAACACUAUGGCCAAGGCGAAGCAAGAAAAAGCCUAUAAGAAAUCGUCUGAGCUGGAUAAUCAGCCCAAGGGAGCAAAGCGGAAACUUGAACAGCGAGAACAUAAAGAUUUGAUUAAGUUGAUCAACAAAAGCCCUUCACCACUCACUAUCCACUGUCAGACUGCUAAUUAUUUGUCCAGCCAACACAAAAGAAAGCUUAGAAGUCUUGUCUUGUGCCCAACAAAUGAUCAGUUAUUUGUCACAAGUGCACUUGAUGGAUUAGUCAAUCUAUGGCAAGUUCAGGGAAGAGGAACAAGUGCAACUCUUCUGAGUUCAACCGAUUGUCAAUCUGAAAAGCAGAGAUGGCCGGAGGACAUAGCUUGGUGUCCACAGGGAAACAAACUCUUUUCAGUUUAUACUGCAGACAAUGGAGAUUCUCAGAUAUCCCUUCUGAAUCUGAACAAAGGAAAAGAGAAAACCCGCGUAAACUUUCUGCAAGACAAGCCUCACGUAAAGGGCAUCAUCAACAGCAUAAUGUUCAUGCCUUGGGAUGAAACGAAAUUCGUCACGGGUGGAAGUGAUCAUGCUGUAUUUAUCUGGUCUGAGAAAGACUCCGAAGACUCUUGGAAAGCAAAACCUCUACACAAACAUCACCAUUCCUCUGCUGUGAUGGGAGUUGCUGGGAUUCAGCAUAAGAAUAUUGUGAUGUCUGUCGGUGCAGACAAGCGCAUUGUUGGUUAUAAUGUACAAACAGAAAGGUUGGAUUACACACACCAGUUGGACAGCAAAUGCAUGAGUGUUUUGCCUAAUCCGUGCGACUUCAACCUCUUUAUGGUUCAGACAGGGACCCCAGAGCGGCAGCUACGCCUAUUUGAUCUUAGACUGAGGCAAAUAGAAAUCCAUGCAUUCGGGUGGAAUCAAGAGUGCAGCGACUCACAGUCGGCUCUCAUAAAUCAGUCGUGGUCUCCCGACGGUUUGUACAUGAGUUCUGGAUCGACAGACCCUGCAAUACACAUAUUCGAUAUCAGAUUCAACACUCACAAGCCUUCUCAGUCUAUAAGGGCUCAUCAGAAGAGAGUGUUCAAAGCUGCGUGGCACAACGCCCACGCCCGCCGUCUCCUCAUCUCAAUCUCUUCCGACCUCAAUAUUGGAUUGCACAACAUUCCUAUGUAAGGCCCUCUGUUGUCUCAUUUGCCUCCUUUGAUGAUUGUGAGGAAAUAUAUAGUAUAAUUUGGCAGCAGUUUCUUGUCGGGAGGAUGACAUGGUGCUGCAUUGCGAUGACGAGGUAUAUGUAUUGUUGGACGUGAUAAAAUAAGUUUUUGAUGUAUUCUUUUUAAUAAAAAUAAAAUAUUUCACACUGUAUUUGCAUUUGCUUAAUAAGUUUUUGUGUUU
Andrographis paniculata is the source of this 1933-nucleotide messenger RNA. RefSeq lists its product as uncharacterized. The transcript has 7 exons. NCBI's taxonomy places the organism in Eukaryota, Viridiplantae, Streptophyta, Magnoliopsida, Lamiales, Acanthaceae. Bases 134 to 1714 code for a protein of 526 amino acids. The record is from RefSeq and is a predicted model, not a curated record. Gene Ontology annotation, molecular function: protein binding.